Molecule: messenger RNA, 2424 nt
Organism: Hippoglossus stenolepis (Pacific halibut)
Lineage: Eukaryota; Metazoa; Chordata; Actinopteri; Pleuronectiformes; Pleuronectidae
Gene: has1
Product: hyaluronan synthase 1
Biological process (GO): hyaluronan biosynthetic process; extracellular matrix assembly
Molecular function (GO): hyaluronan synthase activity
Source: RefSeq, a predicted model, not a curated record
AUGGAGCUGAAACCUUUGUUGAAGAAGCUGGGCUCAAUAAUCCGUGCCAUCCUCACCUUCCUCUUCGCUCUGGUGGUCCUGGGUGUGAUGGUGUGGGCCUACGUCGACGGCUUCCAACUGGCGACCUCCACGUAUGGAAUCAUCUCCUUUGGUUUUUAUGGACUGCUCCUCUCCCUCCACGUGCUGUUCCAGAGCUUCUUCGCAUUCAUUGAACACCGGCGAAUGAAAGCCCGCACAAAACCGUGCACCUUGACCAAGACCAUUGGCUUCACCAUAUCGGCCUAUCAGGAGGACCCCACCUAUCUCAGAGAGUGCCUCAACUCCAUCAGGGCUCUCAAGUAUCCCCCUGAGCUGCUGCGCAUCAUCAUGGUGGUGGACGGGAACUCAGACGAUGACCAAUAUAUGAUGGACAUGUUCAGAGAGGUUUUCAAAGACCAAGAUCCUGGCUGUUAUGUGUGGAGGAACAACUACCACACAUGGGACCCCACCCAGGCCCAGCAAGACGAGGAAAUGGCCAUGGGCUCAAUGUGGGAUCCUGAUUAUGUUGUAGGAGAGGAUCCACAGAGAAAAGAGGUAGAGCACCUGAUCCAGAGCAAGAGAUGUGUGUGCAUUAUGCAGAAAUGGGGCGGCAAGCGGGAGGUGAUGUACACGGCGUUCAAAGCACUUGGAUCCUCAGUUGACUAUAUACAGGUGUGUGACUCAGACACUAAGCUGGACCCUCUGGCCACUAUUGAGCUGUGUAAGGUGCUGGAGAGUAACCCCAAGUACGGUGCCGUGGGAGGAGACGUGAUGAUCCUCAACCUGAAAGAGUCCUACAUCAGCUUCAUGAGCAGCCUGAGGUACUGGAUGGCUUUCAACAUCGAAAGGUCCUGCCAGUCCUUCUUCAACUGUGUGUCCUGCAUCAGUGGGCCUCUGGGUCUGUACAGGAACGAUCUCCUCCAGCAGUUUCUGGAGUCUUGGUACAAUCAGAGGUUUUUGGGAACUCACUGCACAUUCGGCGACGACAGACAUCUCACAAACCGAAUGCUGAGCAUGGGCUACGCCACCAAAUACACGGCUCGCUCCAAGUGCUACACGGAGACACCUGCUCAGUUCCUGCGCUGGCUCAACCAGCAGACUCGCUGGACAAAAUCGUACUUCCGUGAGUGGCUCUACAACGCAAUGUGGUGGCACAAGCACCACCUCUGGAUGACCUACGAGUCCAUCAUCUCAGGUAUUUUCCCCUUCUUCGUCACCGCCACCAUCAUCCAGCUGUUUUGGAACGGCACGCUGUGGGACAUCCUGUGGAUCCUGUGCUGCAUCCAGCUGAUUGGGCUGGUGAAAGCGGCGUACGCCUGCAUCCUGCGCAGAGACAUGGUGAUGGUGUUCAUGUCCCUCUACUCGGCUCUGUACAUGACGAGCCUGCUGCCUGCAAAGUAUUUCGCCAUCAUCACCAUGAACAAGAGCAGCUGGGGGACGUCAGGCAGGCGAAAGAUGGUGGGGAACUACAUCCCCCUCCUCCCUCUGUCGGUGUGGGCAGCCAUCUUGUUAGGUGGGCUCGGUUACACAAUCUACAAGGAGAGUCACAUGGACUGGUUCGCUCCAGCCAAGAUUCGAGAUUCAGUUUUUGGUCUUUGGCUCCGUGGCCUACAUAUGCUACUGGAUGCUUAUGAUAUUUCUCUAUUGGGCAUGGUUCCGCAGGUUAUGUAGAAAACGUGCACAAAAAUACACGGUGAGUGUGUAAGUCCGAAGUGAAGAACUGAGUUUUCUUCAAAUGGAACUAUUUUCUUUAUUUUAUUCAUUUGAUUUCUUUAAAUUAUUUAGAAAUGAUAGUUUGGGUCGUUUCAUGCAGAUACUGGACCAACAAACAAAUGAAAUGGCAAUAAUUUUUGGUGAUCUUGAUGAAACAUCCAUACAACCAAAGCAUUUUUAACACAUUGCAAAAAAAUAUAGAUAUAUAUAAUGUUCGUGUGGAGGUGUUGUUGCACAUUUCAAUGAAACUGUACUGAGGGCUUUCGGGCUCAUGCACUUCUCAGGUUUCUCUUUGUCAGUUGACGACUGGUGAGAUGACCUUCCAGCAGAUAUUUAUUCAAUACCUAAUCAUGCGAAAAACUGCUAUUCGCUUAUUUUAACGCAUUUGGAUUAAAGGGUAUUGUCCACGUAUGUGUGUCUUUGUAGAUUGCAUCAACAGUACAAAGAACUCCACUCACGGAUGCAUUACUGUGCCAGUUAAGUUAAGUGACCUUCACUUCAGCACUGUUAUUGUUAUUGCACUGGAUCCUGGACAGAACUUUUUGCAGGGAUGCAGAUUUCCUUGAAAAUAAUGGAAACUGCAGUUAUGUUAUUGAUUAAAUAUUAUAUUUAGAUGCUGUACAUCUAUUCUCUUGAUGUGUGAAGUACUUUGUGAGAUGCACUUUUUGUAUUACUGAGGGAAAAUGGACAAAC